AUGGUAACGGGGGACUCCAGUAAGAAAACCUUGGCCUGGAAGAAGCUGUUUAGCAGGAGGAUAAAUGAGCAGGGAAGAGAAUGCCGUGCUGUUGCUCCUGAGCAGCUGAUGAGGAAUAGUUUGCACAGAGUAGUGAAUACACUCAGAUACUGCUUCUUUGCCAUUCCGAUUCUCAGUCUUUCACUUCCAUUUGUUUUCUACACCGUUAAUGCGCAUGCACAAAAAUAUCUUAUGAGGCUGAACUUCUCAGUGAGUUCAAUUUUCAUAGAAGCCUGUAAAGCACCUUAUGAAGACAAGGUGUCCUUUUUGAAGGAAAAUGCUUUAAAAAAUCAAGAAUCUAAUUGCACAGAGUACAUAACACAGAACCACUACAUCACCUGUGCCCUCUCGGCUGAGGAGGCUGUGUUCCUUGUUGCCUACAUCAUGACACUGCACAAAGAGUUCAAGACCUUCAAGUGGCUCUUCAGGGAGCUGUACAUGCCUCAAAAUGUCUGUUGUGUCCACAUGGAUGCCAAGUCACCAUUUCUCUUCUGGUGGGUGCUGCAGCACCUGAUGGGUUGCUUCGCCAAUACCUUUCUCUCCUCCCAGGCAGAAAGGAAGGUCUGUGUCAGCAUCUCCCAGCUGCGGGCUGAUCUUCACUGCACGAGAGACCUUCUGGCCUUGUCUGUGCCCUGCAGUGGUAGGACAGGGGGAAAUGGAUUUAAAUUUAAAAAGGCUUUGGGCAGUGGGGAGACUGCACAGGGAUGGGGCCAGGCACAACACCUCGGAGCUGGUCACCCUCCAGAUGUGUGCAAGCUACCCCUGUCACAUAACCUGAUCAUCUACCUUGGAUUUGUGUACAUGGCUGUCACCUGACCCUUUGGGGAGUUUGUGCUCUAG
This is a messenger RNA of Lepidothrix coronata (blue-crowned manakin), 879 nucleotides long. RefSeq names its product glucosaminyl (N-acetyl) transferase 2, I-branching enzyme (I blood group) (gene GCNT2). The record is from RefSeq and is a predicted model, not a curated record. Gene Ontology annotation, biological process: transforming growth factor beta receptor signaling pathway. Gene Ontology annotation, cellular component: membrane. NCBI's taxonomy places the organism in Eukaryota, Metazoa, Chordata, Aves, Passeriformes, Pipridae. Gene Ontology annotation, molecular function: acetylglucosaminyltransferase activity.